Molecule: messenger RNA, 273 nt
Organism: Anisakis simplex (herring worm)
Lineage: Eukaryota; Metazoa; Nematoda; Chromadorea; Rhabditida; Anisakidae
Source: the annotation of a GenBank genome assembly
AUGUCAGAAUUGUGUUCGAAUUUGAAACGACACCUAUAUUUGUUGAUUGAGGUUGAACGCAAUGGUGCUGCAUCUGGAUCGUCGUUGGCUGCAGGAGUGAGAAUAUUGGAGGUGAACGAUGAAUCGCUGUUGGGUUGUUCGCAGGAUGAAGCAGCUCGGGUGUUGAGACGUUCCGGUGAGAACGUUCGGUUGUUAGUUUGUGAUGCGUUCACCACAUGCACACCUACGACUCCUUCAAAUGUUAGUUUGUUUCUGAAACGUUCGUCAUUUUAA